Larimichthys crocea (large yellow croaker) is the source of this 2541-nucleotide messenger RNA. Its product is annotated as macrophage mannose receptor 1. Bases 1017 to 2027 code for a protein of 336 amino acids. The record is from RefSeq and is a predicted model, not a curated record. NCBI's taxonomy places the organism in Eukaryota, Metazoa, Chordata, Actinopteri, Sciaenidae. The transcript is spliced from 6 exons.
CUUGGAGCACAGGCGUCGUGCCAGAACCGGAGCUGGACAAUAUAAGUUUGUGUCACGUGUUGCUAAACUUUUUUUCGUAACAAAUCUCAGAUCUCGUCUCGGCGUUUGAUGCUGCAGCCGACAGACGGACGUGACGUCACGCGGAGCCAGAAGAAGAAGAACGAGCUCGUUUCAGCAGUGACGUCAUUGUCGAUUUAUUUGCAGAGACAUUUGUUUGUCGUCGUCAUCUCAUGUUUGAGCUGUAAUGUUUACCUUCCUAGUUUUGCAUGCUGACAUUUUCCCACGUGGCAGAAACCAAAGUCCAGCUGAGGCUGAUAACGGAGCUUCACCGGACGUUUGAUCAGCUGUGUCAGAAACAUUUUUAAAACAUCUGAACCACCAUGAUCUCACACUCCUGCACCUACAGAGGACACAGCGGCACGUUAGCGUGAUAAGUGUGUAUUCAGUGUCUAUGUACUGAACGUAACCGGCUUCAUCGAGGCCGGCACUCACUCACUAUCUGUGUCGUCUCUGUCUCUCAAAAUAUCGUACACAAGUCUAAUUAAAUUUUUAUGUCACUGUUUUGUAGCAAGUGAGCCAGACUCAGACGUCGAAGCUGUGUACAUGAAAAAACCAAAGCCAGAACACAACAGGUAGAGUAACUCUGACUGUUUAAGUAAAAGUACAAAAGCAUCAAAAUGUACUUGAAGUACCAAAAAGUAAAAGAACUCCUGAGGAAGAGGAAGAGCUGCUAUACAUUUAAUGAUUGAUGAUUAUCGAUCCAUUCACGUGCUCAUCACUUUAAAGCGACUCGAUGGAUAGUUUGUGCACACGAUGACUCCCUCAUCAGGUUUGAGAUUAAAGACUGUAUGAACAGUAUGAAAAUGAACCGCGCGAUAGGAAAAUAACCAUCGACUUUGCAUGAAGCUGAAAGCUGAAAGCUGAGUUUAUAAGUUAAUAAAUGACGACAGCAGUAAUAUGAAGAGCUGCACAUCGACAGUCACAGACUAAAGCAGAGGAGCGAGGAACAGACGAGGAUGGAGAAAGUUCUUCUGAUCGUCAUCGCAGCAUCAGGGCUGUGUGCUGUCUCAUCACAUGCUGGACGUCAGUACCAUUUUGUUUACGAGCUGAAGACCUGGACUGAAGCUCGGAGUUACUGCAGAGAGAAAUACACAGACCUGGCUACGAUAGACAACAUGGAGGACAUGAACACCCUGAACAGCAUGGUAGAUCUGAGCAAGAUGGCCGACUUUGAAUACAAGCACCGAGCCUGGAUAGGGCUGUAUGAUGACGUGGACAGCUGGAGGUGGUCACUGUCAAACAGAACGUUCUACACAGGCAGCCAGGCUGAGUUCAGGAAGUGGCAGACUAAAGAACCAAACAACCAACACAGUGGAGAACACUGCACAGAAAUGUAUUCUGGACUGUGGAACGAUAUAAAUUGUGAAGCACGUCUUAUGGCGGUCUGCUUAAAUAUAACAGGAUCGGAUGUGACAUUUGUCCUCAUCAACAAAACCAUGACGUGGACUGAAGCUCAGAAACACUGCAGAACAAACUACACAGACCUGGCCAGCGUGAGAAACAUGACAGAGAACGAGAUGGUGAAGCAGCUGGUACCUGCAGGACAAACGGUCUGGAUCGGCCUUUACAGAGACUCCUGGAAGUGGUUGGAUGGAAGUAACUCUUCGUUUAGGUACUGGCAUGACGUGGAACCUAAUAACAGGGGUUUAAAUGAGACUUGUGUAGCCGCUGACUUUAGCCACUCUGGACAAUGGGAGGACUGGAACUGUGACGUCAAGCGAGAAUUUGUUUGCUACAGUGUCACUGGUGUUACGAAGCAAGUGUUGAAAGUGAAGCUGAAGUUGAAGAAAGACUCCUCUCGGGACCUGAAUGACCCUGCUGUGAUGGAGGACAUGUUGAAGCAGACAGAGGCUGAAGGACCAGGGCGUGAAUCCAGACGAUGUCAAACUGAGCUGGAGGAAGCAGGCGGAUGGAAAGGUCUUCCACAAGGUGGAGAAGAAGACCGAGAAGAAGACAAAGAAGACUGAGCUCUAAUGUUGAAUCAGCUGCGUCUGUUUUCCUCAAAGUCCUCGUGUAACAGAUCAGAACAGAUCAUGAACAAUUAGUCACAACUGUUUGAAAAAUCACUUAUUCCUUUUAGUGAUUUUUCAAACAAUAUUUGCUGGUUCCAGCUUCUCAGAUGUGAUGAUCUGAAGCUUUUCUUUGUUAUAUAUGAUCAUCAGCUUCAUAUCUUUGGCUGUUAGAUUUGAAUUCAUCUCCUUUUUUUUUUGACAUUUUAUAGAUGAAUUAAUAAUCAAAUAAAAAAAUUGGCAGAUUAAUUGAUAAUGAUAUUAACAUUCGGUGCAGCCCUAAAUCAGAACAUCUCCAAACGAGAUAUAAAUCGUUAUUAUGUCACCUGUGACAAUUUCAAGCAAAUUCCUUAAAGAAACUCUAAAAUAAGAUACAAUAAGAUGAAAUAGAUACUUAAAGAUUGAUCCAUCAGAAUCAGAAUCAGAAGUACUUUAUUAAUCCCCGUAGGGAAAUAGUUUUUGUUACCGCAGC